Molecule: messenger RNA, 5070 nt
Organism: Nezara viridula (southern green stink bug)
Lineage: Eukaryota; Metazoa; Arthropoda; Insecta; Hemiptera; Pentatomidae
Source: the annotation of a GenBank genome assembly
UGUGCCGACCAGGUAAUUUCGAGGGCCAGUCUCUCUUCUGCUGUCUUGACACUUGCGUCUUAUCGUUCUUUUCAGAUGGCAUAUUGGAAAUGUGUAUUUGCUUUGAUUUUCAUUAAAUACCAGCAAUGCACUAGUUUUCCGCAAGAACCGACAAUAAGUAUUUUAAAUACCAUUCCUCACCAUGAAAAACUGCAGGAGCUGAUUAAGAUACUAGAAGGAUGCGGUCUGAAAGAUGUGCAAAGUCUUAAAAGAUCUUACCUAAAGAAAGGUAAUGCAACUUGCAACGAUGGGUCUCCGGCAGGGUAUUAUUUCCGCAAGUCGCAUGGUAGUAAAAGAUGGAUCGUCUUUCUCGAAGGAGGAUGGUACUGUUAUGAUUCUACUAGUUGCCAUACUCGCUGGUCUCGUAUGAAACACCUCAUGUCUUCAAAACAUUGGGCUGAUGUUAGGAAUGUUGGUGGUUUACUUUCUCCAAAUCCAGAAGACAACCCAUUUUGGUGGAACGCAAAUCAUGUGUAAUUUCAUUCCAUACUGUACAAGUGAUGCUUGGAGCGGACGAAGGCAAACUCCUUUGUUAGUUAAAGAUGGAACUCAGUUUACGUUCAUGGGAGCCAUAAUUGUUGAACAGGUCAUCAGAGAGUUGCUACAACUGGGGCUAGGCAAUGCUUCAUCUCUUAUCUUGGCUGGAAGCAGUGCUGGAGGAGCUGGCGUCAUGCUUAAUCUCGAAUCAGUGCAGCUACAGCUACAAUCAUAUCCCAACAUCCUCGUCCGAGGGAUAUCGGAUUCUGGCUGGUUUUUAGACAGGACACCCUACCCAUCACACGAGGAUCCGAUGGCAUCUGUCGAAACGAUUAAGAAAGGAAUGAUCAUGUGGCAAGGCCAAAUACCUCACAGCUGUAAGAAGCAUUACAUAAGUGAAUCAUGGAGGUGCUUUUUUGGAUAUAGGCUUUAUCCGAUGCUAAAAGCUCCACUUUUUGUCUUCCAGUGGCUGUUUGAUGAAGCUCAAAUGACUGCUGAUAACGUAGGAGCUCCUGUGACUAAGCAGCAAUGGGAUUAUAUCCAUAAGAUGGGAGACAGAAAGAAAGGCAAAUUGCACAAAGGUGAUACACUUCGAUCUUCAAGACAGGUCGAGAAAGGUUGCAACAGAAAACUUGUUGAAAGAUGCUCAUGGCCGCAGUGUAACCUUUCAUGCCCUAAACUUCAUAAUCCAUUUACAGGACUUUGUAGUUUCAACCAACCAGAUUUCCCUCCAGUGUAUCUGACAUUAUCCCCACUUUACAGAGAAGCGACUCAUAGCACCAAGUUGAUAGACCGCGAGGUGCAGAUUCAAUGGGUCAACAAUUCUGUUGAUAGUAUUUCCCUCUACAAUGCUGAUCCCAAGCAUAAAUCAGAACCAGAAUUCAAAACUCUGAUGUAUCCUGAUGGUUUUGUCUCAACAAACAUUCCAUUUGGAGAUCCUCAAUUUCCUGGUGGAUGGGAAAAGGAAUUUAGGGAUUUACCAGUUCCUGGCGACCACUGCCUACCUCUUUGGGUCCUUGCUUACAAAGAUAAAAACCUAGUCUUCAGACGCACUUUAUUCUCUGCCGGAUCGCAUCCUAGCCCUCCUGGUCCGCCUUAUCCAUCCAGAUUGCCAUCUAGCUCUCCUGGUCUGCCGCACCCGUCCAUUCCUCACCUACCUUCUUCAUAUGCCCCAUUUUUACAUGGCUCGUCAAUAUUGCGUGGCGGAGUCCUGCCAAGAGUGAAGCUUUCUUUAGAAAACCUAGAGUUGACUUCUCUAUUUAUUCCUGGAACACACAAUUCAGGAAGCUAUCGUCGAGCGGAAACUACAGGACAGAGAGAUUCAUCUGGAAGGUAUAUAAUCACACAAGAUCAGAACCUCUGGCAGCAGUUGGUGUAUGGAGUGCGGUACCUUGAUUUGAGGAUCGGUUACUACUCUCAGAGGAAAAAUGGCUCUGAAACAUCAGAAGACGACAGCAGUUUUUGGAUUAACCACGACUUAAUAAAAAUUAGACAGUUGUUACCACUCCUUGAUGAUUUAAAGCAGUUUAUGAAAAAGACCAAAGAAGAAAUCGUCAUUCUGGAUCUGCACCGAUUUCCGCUGGGCUUCACAGGGCGCCCAUUCAGGCAUCAGCAUCUUGUAAAACUUCUCGAGCGGGAAUUGAAGGAAUAUGCUGUACCAUUCAAGAAAGACUACAUCCCUACUCUUGGAUCUAUCUGGGACCAGGGGAAGAGGAUCAUUAUAUCUUACGGGGACAACAUUGUUGCGCAAGAAUUUGACUGGCUGUGGCCACCAAUCAGGCAGCUGUGGGGCAACAAGCAGACGACUGAAGGACUCCGAGACUAUCUGGAUAAGUGCAUGACCAACGACAGCUUGCGAGAUCCAGGGAGAGGGCUGUGGGCUGCCAUGGCACAGCUCACCCCAGGACCACUCGAUCUGCUCUUCAACCCCAAGGGCAGCCUCCGGAUCAUGGCCAGCCAGAUCAACAGUAACCUCACUGAGUGGUGCAGGGAUCGCUGGUGGGACAAGGCUAACAUCUUGGCAAUGGACUUCUUCCUCGGCACUGAUGCCAUCACCACAGCCAUCCUAAGCAAUGUCUUCAAAGGAAGCACUGCCAAACACUAUGUUACAAACUGAUAUAUCGGAUACUUAAAUUUUCAAAGUUAUUCAAUCAUCAAUUUAUUGUUUAAAAAUGUAUGACCUCUUUUAACCCUAGUCGUGGAACAUUAAACUAAUGGUACUUAUAUAGAAUAUGACCAGUAAUAUGGCUGGCCACAUGAUCACACUGCAGAUGGAAUUCGGAACAUUCCAAGUGUACCUUGGCGUCCACCCAAAAGUAAAUGACCUACAUACACACCUUUCUAAUAAUCCAAUUUAUAAUAAUAAUAAUAACAAUAAUAAUAAAAGUCUUAACGAACCAGAAGGUUUGAUGACGACACCACCAAUCGCUUAUUUCACACCUCCCUCCACCAUUCGCCGUCAAAACCCAGUCCCUUUAGAUUUAAUACAAUCUUUCCACCUUUGAUUCAGUGUUUUUUUCACCCUCCCAUGCCACCAGGGCAACACGGGUGUAUGGAGUAGUGUGAUGUUAAGCAUUAACACAUAAUAACACACUCUGCCAUAAUAUCGGUUUACAAAAUUCUAAGCUGUGCACACCAUACGCUGUCGAAGGCGGAGGAUAUGUCGAAAAGGAGCAACAUGACAUACCGCUCUGCCCUCUCCUCAACAUCUCUGCGCACUCUCAGCAGGGCAUCUGGUUGAUCCAUAUUGCCGUGCAUAUAAUCGCUCUAGCGAAAACAGGUCGUAAACUACUCAUCACGAGGUUCUCCAGGACCUUGCUAAUCACAGGGAGGAGACAUAUAGGUCUAUAUGAAUUAGGGAGUUGUUUGUCCCUAUCUCCUCCCUUGUAGAGUAGUCUCAAAGAUCCUUCGCUUCAGUCUACCCCUCGGAUGUUUACCAUUCGGUACAGCAAAUAUUAACCUUUUAGGAAUUCUUUUGUUGCUAAGCCCAACAAUUUUACAAGCCCAUUUGAUUCGCCACAAUGUAAUCACCUCAAUUAUAUUAACUGGAUACAAUUCACACAGUUUGGCGUUGUAACUGUCUGAACUCUCUGGUUAACUCAUCCUUCUUCGGUUCGAAUAUUCUAUACAAUACUUUAUUUUCAAAAACCUUAAGAUAUUGCUCAUCCCUUAAUGUAACUAACUGUAGGUAGGAUAAUGGUUUUAUCCUACCUAUAGUUCAUUAUGGAUGCAAAACAUGGCUGAUUACAUUAAUAAAAUGAUUAGUGAUUAAUCCAAUUUAACUAUAACAUUUAUGUUAUAUUGAAUGUCAAAUAUCAAAAUAGUUUGAUGAAAAUGAACAGCAACUAAUACAAUUGAUAAGGUAAGGAACAAUCCUUAUAAAUGAUCAGUCAGCUGAUCUCUAAUAUUUUUAUAGUUUCUAAUGAUGACAAAAAUGAUAUUUUAUUUAGUUUUUUUAUUAUCAAUAGAGAAAAAUAUUUUUGAAGCAGGAAUUAAAAUUUAUUUGCGAAGUUCAUGUAUCAUUUUACUUUUAUCAUUAAACUUUUCUUAUUACUACUAAUACUUCUUCUUCCUCUUCGAUCUUCCAGAAAUGGUCACGUCUGGUGUUAAAAUAAAGAAAUUAGUGCUUCUCCUGAGGUCCUCCAGCGUCCCGUAGGGUAUGGUUUCAAGCGAUUUCGCCCAAAUCUUCUUUCUAGCUUCAUUAAGAAGAACAAAACUCUGAAAAACAUGUUGAACUGUUAGCUCUCGGAAACCACUCUUACACAAGGGACUAUUUCCAAUUCUGGAUUUUUUUAUGAAGGUGAGCAUUCAGUCUGUUGUAGUUGGUCCUGAGUGACUUGCUCUUUUCUGUUUAGUUUGUGAUAGUGAUCUUGAGGGUCGCUGUGAAGAUGUUCUGUGCACCAUCUUUAUCUUAUCGCAGCUUUGUUUAUUAUUUUCACCUCAUCCAGUAAGUCAGGGAUCUCCUGCCGUUGAAAAGAUCCAGUCUUUGUCAAUUUGUCUGUUUUCUCAUUAUGACUGAUACUACAGUGUGCAGUAAUCCAUUGCAAAACCAAUUUUUUCCUUAUGUGGUUUAGCUUCUCAAAUUUUUUAAAUUUGUUAUUAAUUACUUGUAUUUAUUUUUCUUGUAUGUAUAUAUUGUAUGAAGGCUUACCUUUAUCACUAAUACUUAUUGCCCCUAGGUGAGGCAGAUUGUGCUACUCAAUAACUACAAUAAAAUAAAAAAUAAUUAGACUUUAAAAAUAGAUAAUGGAACAUUUUAGAUAUUUGGUAAUGAUCAACCUUAACAGUAAAAGGGUUUGUCUAUCUCUUUAGCGAGUAUAAUGAGCGGAAGUCCGACUAUCCGACGAUUGUUGUUUAGUGCAAUGGUGAGCAAGCGGCUGAAUGAAACAUAAAUAGUAAUUACCUUUGAUAUAUUUAAUGAUAAGUGAUCUACACAUGUAGAGCACUCUAUGCCAAUUGUAAAUGUACUCCUCAACAUUCUCCCUAUGAUUCUUUAAAUAAUAUUUAAAUUAAAAACGAUCAAAUCCAAAGGGAAAAUUUUUUAUAAGAAUGGUG